CGCAAAGCAAAACAGCCGCGGCCCAAUCGCGCCCAUUCACCCCCCCCCCUUUCCCGAACAUUAUCGCGAGAACUCAACCAGACUUCCGAACCCCCUUCAUUCAAUGCCCCCCCAUCACACACGAUGGCCACAAUCACCGCAACUGCGCCCACAGCAGCAACAACAACGACAACAACAGCAGCCACGGCAAUCUCGGUUAACCCGCCGACGGACUGGCAACUAGCUCAUCAGCACGCCCAGCAGCGGAUCACUCGUUUACAGGAACAGAGGGCUAGGGAGGCUUCGGGACAGAAUCGGGUUGCGAGCUUUUUCGGUGGGAGGAGUGUUGUGGAGGGGAGGCCAGCUUUUAGGGUCGGGCAGCUGGACACUGAAUUGCUUGAUGAGGAAUUGUUGGAAUUGAUGAAGGGGCAGUUAUGGAAUGGGCUAAAGUAUUUCAGGCCGUCUCUUAAAGAAGCCUACGAACCAGAGUUCUUACUCUUGCUUCGUGCGGCCUUGUUCAAGCUUACUAUCUGGGACCAUAACGCGACAUAUGGUGCCGCCUUGCAAAACCUUGUAUACGUCGAUGCCCGAUCGAAAGGGCCAAUUGACCAACCUCCAACAGCUCUUCAAAAAUCCCUGUACGGCCUCAUUACUGUCGGUGGUAGAUACAUGUUCUCCAGAAUGAACCUGUUCCUCCUCUCCAGAUCGAACCCCGAAGACUCAACCCCCUUCACAGAACGCCUCUCCAACCUCGUCGAAUCUCUCUCAACCCUCCACUCGGGCCUAACCCUCCUCUCAUUCACCGCGUUCCUAGUAACUGGCCACUAUCGCACCCUCCUCGAUCGAGCGCUGCGCAUGCGCCUAGUCUCCCCAACCAGACUGGUCUCGCGCGAGGUCUCCUUCGAAUACCUCAAUCGCCAACUCGUCUGGCACGCCUUCACCGAAUUUCUUCUCUUUAUCCUCCCGCUGAUUCGGGUCAGCCGCUGGCGCCGCUGGUGGGCCCGCCUCGACCGGAAAAUCCGCAGCAGCUCUGGCGCCGCCACCACUUCUACCGGCGAAGGCUACGGGGAAUUAAAUUUCCUCCCAGAGUGUACCUGUGCCAUAUGUCACAAGGAGACAGACGGCGGAGCCGAAGCCACGGGCGGGAAAGCCACCGAUGUGGUGAACCCGUACGAGGCGGUGGGUUGUGGACACAUUUACUGCUACGUAUGUCUCGCCGGGAAGAUCGAAUUGGAGGAGGGCGACGGGUGGACAUGUCUUCGUUGCGGGAACCUGGUCAAGAGGUGCAGGCCCUGGCGAGGCGGUCUUAAAGGGCUCACCACGGUCGGAGAUUGGGGCGAAGAGGUCGUCGAUCGUCGUAGGGUUGGUUUCGGCGAAAACGGUCCUGAUAGUGGGCCAGAAAUCGACACGGAGGAUUUGGAAACCACCGCGUCAGACGAUGACGAUGGGGAAGGAACCGAACGCGCGGACGAAGAAGUCAGCGAUAUCGGCAGCGAGGAUACGGAAAGGCCAAACCGUGGACGCCCUGGUUUCAAGGAGAAGCAUAUCGCUGGUCUAUGGGCCGAGGAGACGCUCGAUGAGAGUGUUUAUAAUACCGCGGAAGGGGAAGAUGAGUGAGAUAUUAUCCGCACUGCAUUUCUUUCUUUAUACCUGUACCUCUCUAUAUUACCAACUUUAUUCAAUUUAAAUCUAUGUCGGUUUGUGGUGAUGGCGGUGAUAUAGUUUUUUCUUCUCUACUUUCUCCUUUCUCCUUUUUUUUUUCGUUUCUUCGAGGGACAUGGGAUUCGGCGCGGUUGAUUGAAGAUGGGAACCAUACUCGUGCUGGCAGUAACUGCUUUAGUCUAAUGUAUUUUGAGUUGACGGGUUUUCCUUGGUUUUGAGUGCUGUACGGUACGGUAGAAACUUUUUGCUCCGUCUAUUUACCUACAUUGCCUACCUACCUACCUACCUCCCUGUUAAAGUGCUGAUUCUUGUUUUGCGUAUAUGUCAAUAUCUACGCCGGUUGAUUGCACGUGAGUGGCGGGAUCCUGGUUCCUUGGGGAGAGGAGGAGGGGAGGGAAGACAUUAGAGUAGUAGUUGGAAAAAAAAAGAAUGAACUUUUAUUUGUGCU
Tuber melanosporum (Perigord truffle) is the source of this 2089-nucleotide messenger RNA. RefSeq lists its product as uncharacterized. Gene Ontology annotation, biological process: protein import into peroxisome matrix. Lineage: Eukaryota; Fungi; Ascomycota; Pezizomycetes; Pezizales; Tuberaceae. The transcript is spliced from 3 exons. Gene Ontology annotation, molecular function: zinc ion binding. Gene Ontology annotation, cellular component: peroxisomal membrane. The record is from RefSeq and is a predicted model, not a curated record. The coding region runs from base 124 to 1596 and encodes 490 amino acids.